This is a messenger RNA of Pogoniulus pusillus (Red-fronted tinkerbird), 1135 nucleotides long. It is a transcript of the gene C2H21orf58, whose product is annotated as chromosome 2 C21orf58 homolog. Bases 225 to 998 code for a protein of 257 amino acids. The record is from RefSeq and is a predicted model, not a curated record. The transcript is spliced from 9 exons. NCBI's taxonomy places the organism in Eukaryota, Metazoa, Chordata, Aves, Piciformes, Lybiidae.
AGACAGCCAAUAGGCGGCGCCGCGGGAAAGCUGACCCGGACAUGGGCGGGCACCGCUGUGUGCAUUGUUUUUCCUUUCCUACGUGAUCAAUUUCACCCUUCGAAGAAAGAGUGGAAGUUUCAAAAUUAAUCUUCUGUGCAGAUUGCGGUGGGGUAAAAAUGACCACUGAAAAACUUAGCUUUUAACCUGGUUUUGCCUGCCUAUGCUUCCAGAAGACUGCUACAAUGACAGAUUCUUCAAUGGUGGAUCACCUGACACAACUGAAACUCAAACUCCUGGAAAAGAGACUGGAAAAUGAACAGGAGAACCUAGAGAAGAUGGAGUCACCUCUCUCAGCUGCAAGGAACCGACGUGAGGAAAUGUUCCAAAGUGCACUAAGGCGAAGGAAAAACCUCCUGCAAGAUCUUAGAGAGCAGCACCUUCUGGAAGAGCUUUCACAGCCCCCUGCACCAGUUGGAGGUCAGUGUCAUAACCACAGAGCUGCCCCCUCACAUGUCUACCAGAUACCUUUUCCAGCUCCCCAAGCAGAGCCACCAAGGAUCAUUCAGCAGACGAUGCCACCUCAGCCUGCCACCAUCAUCCAGCAGUUACCUCAGCCAGCCCCUCUGAUCACGCAGAUUCCCCCAGCCCAGCCUUUGUCCCACCUCCGUUCUGGAAGCAUUAAGGAAGAUAUGGUAGAGAUGAUGCUGAUGCAGAAUGCUCAAAUGCACCAGAUCAUCAUGCAGAACAUGAUGCUGAAGGCUCUGCCACCGAUGGCAUUCGCACAGCCUGCUGCAGCCAGCUCUUCCCCAGUUCAGCAUGCACAGCAGGACCUGCAGUUUGCUGCUCCUCUGGCUGUGAAAGCAGACAGACCCAGGCUAUCUGCAGUGCACCACCACCACCACUACCCUCCCACAGGGAUGCUCCCAGUACCCCAUGGGGCCUUCCCAUCCACAUCCUUGGCACAUCAUUGGACUGAUGGCACACUCCCUGCCCUGCCUACGUGGCCUACCUUCUGACAGUAAGUGUUCCUCUACACGUGGACCAUAGCAUUGCUUGAGGCCAACCUGUACUUGAACAGUUUCUAAAUCAUCUGAAUGAGAGACGAGUAUCUGUAAGACUGCACAUUGUUGGUAAAAGGAGUGAGAGAAAGACU